AUGUGGUGGAAGAAAUACAUUGGAAAUCCACAUGGAGUUGGAGAGUUGAAAAGAUCUCAACUUGAGAACCUUUUGAUUGCCUCGUGUGAGCAAUAUGAGAAAAUGCAAAAGCAACAGCACGCUCUAGAAAGCGAAAUUAAAGAUUUAAGUGUUGAAUCAAUCAGAAAGGCAAAAGUUGAGAGUUCUGCUCGCAUCUUACAGAAUAUGAAAGGAAGCGAAAUAUGUCCUUCAAAUUACGCUGCAUCACAUCAUAGAGCAUCACAAUUAGAAGCGCAAUUAUUCCAGUUAAAAAACGACUUAGCAAUGCUUAAUGAUACUAUAUCAUAUGAUGAUGAAGUAUUACGGCAAAUGGUAACGGCAUAUCAAAUUGAGCAACCUGUACCAAAGCAAUCGCUUAAAAUAGGUCCAUUUAACAAUUCAGACUUGCGUAAAAUUAUGUCCUUUCUUACAGAUUUGCAAAAUAGAACAGACGAUCCUGAAGAUUUAGAUGAAAUUACGUUAUGUAUUAACUUAUUAAACGGAGAUUCCCGCUCAAUUGGAAAAUUUAUGUCUAAUAUUAGAGAAAAUUUUGAAAAUACUCGCGAACAUUUUGAAAAUGAGAUUGAUUCGAUAACAACACAAUGCCAAACUUAUAUAAAGAAGACUGCCAAGCUACGUGAGUCUAUGGAAGCUCUUUCCAAGCUAUCAGAACAGAUCAUGCCUCAGAUGCCAUCAGUCAGACGAGAUUUAAUUGCUAGAGUUGAAUCUCUUGGUGACACCCACACACCAUACUUAGAAGCCGAAAAGAAUGUGAAGCAAUUACGUGAAAAGAAGGAGAGUCUUAAGGAUGAAUGCACCGAAUAUGCAUCAGGAAUGAUUUUGCAGCCACUUGAAAACGGAGAUCAGCGGAAAAUGUUAGAUGAAUCAGUCCAAAUCAAAGAAGAUAUGUUGUACAAAGAGAUGCAAAUCAAUGAGCAAAGACAAAGAACUCAAAUGUUGGAAUCUCUCGUGGCAAGUGCUCAAGAAGCCUUGAAACAGAGUAAUAAUGAUAUAGAAGACAUAAAAGAGCAGUGUAGGAAGGUUGUUUUGGCUACUGAUGAGAAGAAAGGCAGAAUCCAAGAACUCGACAAUUUGAGUAUGAAACUCAGAGACGUCGAAAUAAUUCAAACUUUGGCGACAAAAACAACUGUUGAUCAAAUUUCAGAUUAUUUGAAGGAGAUGAGAGAAAAAGUCGAUGAAACAAAGAAGAGAAAGACGGCAGUCAAGAUGAGAGUAACAACAAUGAAAGACCAAAGCAAGAGAUUCUCGAAGCAAAUAAGAGAAAUGAAAGAUUUAUUACAAGUUUCUCAAUGUUAA
Trichomonas vaginalis G3 is the source of this 1335-nucleotide messenger RNA. RefSeq lists its product as uncharacterized. The coding region runs from base 1 to 1335 and encodes 444 amino acids. The transcript has a single exon. Lineage: Eukaryota; Parabasalia; Trichomonadida; Trichomonadidae. The record is from RefSeq and is a predicted model, not a curated record.